CUUUGUCACUCAUUUUUGCCAUUUUUUUUCUCCCAUGGAAAUCUUCGGCUUCUCUCUUUCUUACUACUUGAUGAGACUUUACAGUUGUUUCGUUGAGCUGCAGUGCAAGAGAUGAACAAAGAGCUUGCGAAUUCGCCUCCCCCCCACACCCUCUUUCUCUUUCAUGCAACUUUUUUAUGGAUGAAUCUGUUUAUUCAUUUGUUUUUCUUUCAACGAAAUAUAAUAGAUUUUUUUUUUCCUUUCCUUUUGCUUCUUGAUGGGGUUGGGGAGUAGUUGAGUUCAUCUCUUUGUGCAACAAAGCAAAUAUUGUUUAAGAUUUUCCUGUAUCACUUCUGCAAUUUAGGGGGGGAGAUAGAUAGAUCGAAGACAAUGAUGCCUGCAGGGAAUGGACAAGUGACAGUUCCUCCAGGAUUCCGAUUCCACCCAACAGAUGAGGAGCUUCUCUACUAUUAUCUAAGGAAGAAGGUCUCCUAUGAAGCCAUCGAUCUUGAUGUUAUCAGGGAGGUGGAUCUCAACAAACUCGAGCCUUGGGAUCUUAAAGAGAAAUGUAGAAUUGGAUCGGGGCCUCAGAACGAGUGGUAUUUCUUCAGCCACAAGGACAAGAAAUAUCCAACUGGAACUCGAACAAAUCGAGCAACGACAGCUGGGUUUUGGAAGGCAACGGGGAGGGACAAAGCCAUCCACCUCAGCAAUAUUGCCAAAAGGAUUGGGAUGAGGAAAACCCUUGUGUUCUACACAGGUCGUGCUCCUCAUGGCCAAAAGACUGACUGGAUCAUGCACGAAUAUCGCCUUGACGAUGACAAUAAUCCCGACCUUCAACAGGAAGAUGGGUGGGUUGUCUGCAGGGUUUUCAAGAAGAAGAACCAGUGUCGAGGUUUCCAACCAGAGGUAGAGGGUCGAGAAGAUGAUAUGAAGGCAAGUGGUACUUCUGCCCCAAUACAAAAUCAUGUACAAGGACUAUACGACUAUACGUUUGAUGGCCAAAUUCACCUCCCACAGUUGUUCAGUCAAGAGUCUGCAGCCUUUAUAUCGCCUCAUGUCUCUUUAAACACCAUGGACAUUGAGUGUUCUCAAAACUUGCUGAGGCUAACAACGUCAGCAGCAGGCGGUUGUGGACCAGUUAUGCAGCAACAGGAGAGGUUCCACGGCGGUGACUGGUCGUUCUUGGACAAGCUCCUUGCUUCUCAUCAUCACACCCUGGAUCAGAGUAAAUGCAACCCUUCAUCUCAAGUACUUGCUGAUCAUCAUCAUCAUCAUCAUCAUCAUGUGGGUACCUCAUCAACUCAGAAAUUCCCAUUUCAUUACCUUGGCUGUGAGACUGACAUUUUGAAAUUUUCCAAGUAAGUUAACUACUGUGUCACAUGCAGUUUUCUUUCCUAGCUAAUUAAGAGCCGUGUGGCAGAAAUCUGUACUAGUAGCUACUCUUUAUAUUAGCAUAUUCCUAAUAGAUAUUUGGUCGAGAUUUUAUCCCAUUUAAUAUAAGAGUUUACUUUUGUUUUAUGGAAAUGUAUAUAUGGGAGUUCAAGUACUGUUAAGAACGAGGAUUCAUAAUUAUAAUUAUGUUUUAAUUC
Alnus glutinosa is the source of this 1571-nucleotide messenger RNA. Its product is annotated as protein SOMBRERO. Gene Ontology annotation, biological process: regulation of DNA-templated transcription. Lineage: Eukaryota; Viridiplantae; Streptophyta; Magnoliopsida; Fagales; Betulaceae. The record is from RefSeq and is a predicted model, not a curated record. Bases 370 to 1344 code for a protein of 324 amino acids. The transcript is spliced from 4 exons. Gene Ontology annotation, molecular function: DNA binding.